Trichobilharzia regenti is the source of this 2205-nucleotide messenger RNA. Lineage: Eukaryota; Metazoa; Platyhelminthes; Trematoda; Strigeidida; Schistosomatidae. The record is from the annotation of a GenBank genome assembly.
UUCAGGUAUUAGAUACAGGAAACACCGAAAACCGCCAUGGAAUAUUCGGAAGCCUGGUAUUCAAGUGGAUUGGCAAUUAGACAUUGACAUGGACAAAAUUUACUAAUCCUUAAGAAGGAAAUCUUGUGCACGAAAAGUUAAACUUCACGUCAAGGAAAUAAUCAGUACCAAUACAAGUAGACCAGUGGAUGUGAAAUCACAAAAACAGUCACUCGCGUUCAAGAAUACCAGGAGAGACUGCUAAUAAACUCGUAGAUAAAUCUAAAAGCUCACUUCAAGUUGAAGUACACGCUAAGAAUGUCGCCUAGUAAAGCAGUGAAAGCUUCGCAAGUAAACCAUCCGUCUCAGAGAACAGAACUACGUCAAUAUCAUCCAUCUGAGCCACGAAUGGUCCCCAUUAGUGGUUUGUUUUGCAGUUGGGGGAGGAAACAUGACUGGAGAGCUACUCAUGCAAAAUGGUUUCUGAGGAGAAACGACAGUUUAAGGAAUUAGUCUCUCGCCUAAAUAAUUCUGAGAAAUGUAAACAUCCUAUUCUUUACCUUGGUUCAUCACAAACUCUACGGGACUUAUAUGAAUUGACUGGACAAGUGGUCGAUCCCCGAACGUUCCAAAUGAGCAUUUUUCAAGAUCAGGCAUCAACGAAUCCUUCUGGCUUGUCUCCUACUAGAAAUUCUUCUAGUGGGAGAAAACGUACUCGGUCGGAAACUUCCACGAAUUUAGAAGACAGUAUCUCAGAUUCUUCAUCUCCAAAAUCGUCAGCAUCAGCGCUUUCAACCAAAGACUUAUUUUGUUUAAUGAGCACUCUCAACAUUUGUUUUGGACCUACUUACAAUUUCCUAACUGCGAGAAGUGAUGAAUUUUGUCUAGAACCUGAGCUUCGGAACACUGGUCAACCACGCAGCUGGUUCUACUCCCUGCGAGCGUACUCCUUUCCCACACCUGGCCGGUUAAGAGGGAUGGUUGGGCAUGACACUAGCAUCCCUGUACCGUAAAAACCACACCACCGCUAGUAAAACUUCAAAGCUCUGUUUUGAAGUCCUAUGUUGCACCAGGUAUGUUCUUGUUACGGUUUUUGUAAUGGUUAUUCCAGUGUCUUCACUGUAGAACACGGGUGAUUUAUUGUUGUUGUUUUUACAAAUAGUUAACAACGAUUUCCAAAUCAGUUAUUGUGAUUGUUGGUCCCUUUUUCCAGUCAUUUGUUAUCUCUGAUUCCUUCCAUGUCUAUACUGAUUUCCGUUUUCUUCUCUUCAGCUAGUAAAGCAUUAUAUCUCCAGGUUUUGUUCCAUCUAUGUGGAUAAGUACGAAGAUAUUGCACCUCAACUUUGGACUGUUAUUGGCGAAGAAAUCGUACCUGAUCAGUGUCGCAUAUAUAGUUACCGUCCAGAUCAUCUGUCCGAUCCCUAUAGUACAGGUUGUCUGGCAUCUUUCAAUUACUUUUUCUACAAUCGGUGGUUGCGUCGUGUGUUAUUCUUCUCUCUUCGUGUACUGAAAAGCCACUAUUAUUCCUCUGCAUUAUGCUACCUAAUCACGUGAGACUAAUAUCCGUCGCCUUCAUAAUAAAUAAUGACAGUAAUUUGUGUAUCGAUAUUAAAUUCUUCGUGAUUGAGUGCAGCUGACAAGAAGCAACAAGUUGUAGAGACGUCAUUUUAUCCUGACAGGUGUGUUCUCGUUUUAUUUAAGUUUAUCAAAGGAAAUAAUUGCACAGAAUUAAGUAUUAGUUAUAUAUGUAUUCUUAGCAUGAUUGACUACAUCGGUGCUGAAUAAUAAUAAUAAUAAUAAUAACAGUAAUAAUGUUCAUUGAUAUGAUGGUAAUGUCUAGCAAGUUCAUGCUAUAAGGUUCUUCUCUUCACAAGAAGCGUUUGUUAGUACCAUAGAAUUAAAAUAAUGUGUUGGAAAUUAACCUUAAACACGGAUUGUUUUGUACUUAGUAUUAAUCAUAGUAAUGAUGCGUAAAUAAAUUUAUCUGUUGAAACUUCGAGAUGACUCUCAUGACACAGUAACCUAGUGCGUGACGCCUCAGCGUUGAAAACGAUAGAUGCAAGGUUCAAGUUCCAUUGGAAACACCAUCACACGGCUGCAGGUACACGUACACUUAGUUGAAAAGUCUUUGAUUCCAUUGCUAGCUACUGUUUCUCAAAAUGGCAUCAAGUCUAUCUUUUCAUCUUUCUAAAUCUUUUUCAGCGACUCACUUGUUGACGAUGAAGA